Messenger RNA from Zingiber officinale, 1497 nucleotides. Its product is annotated as beta-glucuronosyltransferase GlcAT14B-like. Gene Ontology annotation, cellular component: membrane. The transcript is spliced from 4 exons. The coding region runs from base 144 to 1379 and encodes 411 amino acids. The record is from RefSeq and is a predicted model, not a curated record. Lineage: Eukaryota; Viridiplantae; Streptophyta; Magnoliopsida; Zingiberales; Zingiberaceae. Gene Ontology annotation, molecular function: glucuronosyltransferase activity.
UAAAUUGCAGUUUGUCAUCGCCUUCGAUUUUGAGAGAUUGUUUAUUUUUUUUUGUUCUUCUGUUGUCGUUUUGCUCUUCAGGUGUGCAGUGUGCGGCGUUCGAUUUCCAUGGCCUGAGGUUGCAGGUGCACCGGCCGGUUCGCAUGGACACCGCGAAGCUCAAGGCGGCGUUCGUCAGGCCUGCCAUGGAGCGCCGCCGCCUGUGGCCGCUGCUCCUAAUGUCCAUCUCUCUCGUCCUGCUCUCCGUCGCCGCUUCCACCCUCGGCCUCCUCCCCUAUUUCCGCACCGUCUUCUACCUUCCGUCGCCGCCGCAGGCGGCGGAGCCUGCGGGGCUGCGGGUCCCGCGAUUGGCCUACCUGGUCUCGGGAUCGAACGGCGACUUGGAACGGCUGUGGCGCGCGCUGUGGGCGCUGUACCACCCGCGUAACCUCUACGUCGUCCACUUGGACCGGGAGGCGCCGGCGGGCGAGCAGCAGGCGCUGGCGGCGCGCGUCGCCAACGACAGCCUCUUCGCGGCCGUCGGAAACGUGAUAGUGAUCGAGAAGGCCAACAUGGUCACCUACCGAGGCCCGACGAUGGUGGCCAACACCCUCCACGCCUGCGCUCUGCUUCUGAAACAGAGCAACGACUGGGACUGGUUCAUCAAUCUCAGCGCCUCCGAUUAUCCUCUCGUCACGCAAGAUGAUUUACUGCACGCUUUUUCAACCCUGCCGAGGAACAUAAGCUUCGUGGAACACACCAGCCAAUUGGCGUGGAAAGAAGAACAGAGAGCGAAGCCGGUGAUCGUCGACCCCGGAUUGUAUCUGAACAAGAAGACCGACGUGUUUUGGGCGUCGCAGAAGAGAGAUUUGCCCACCGCGUUCAAGUUGUUCACAGGCUCUGCGUGGGUGGCGCUGUCGCGCGAGUUCGUGGAGUUCACCGUGUGGGGGUGGGACAAUCUCCCCCGGAUCCUGCUCAUGUACUACACAAACUUCGUCUCGUCGCCGGAGGGCUACUUCCAGACGGCGAUCUGCAAUGCGCCGGAGUUCGCCGGCACGGUGGCGAACCACGACCUGCAUUACAUCCGGUGGGAUGUGCCGCCGAAGCAGCACCCACACCUGCUGACGGUGGAGGACAUGCCGAGCAUGGUGGGGAGCAACGCACCGUUCGCGCGCAAGUUCCCGCGCGAUGACCCCGUGCUCGAUCGAAUCGACGAGGAACUCCUCGGGCGGAGAAACGGGAACUUGGUCGUCCCCGGCGGGUGGUGCGCGGGGGAUCCGCCGUGCUCCGAGGUCGGCGACGCGGCGGCGCUCCGGCCAGGAAAGGGGGCGGAGAGGGUGGCGCAGCUGAUGGAUGCGAUCGUCAGGUCCAAGAAGUUUGCGCAAAGCCAAUGUAGAUAGCAGUCGUCAAAUCCUCCAUGAAUUCUGCUACUUGAGCUAGCGUCUCAUAUUUAAAGAAUGUCAAUUCACAUUACGAUUAGUGAAGACAAUCAAAGUUGGAAGGAUUUUAAUGUUAUUA